AUGGUCCUUAAGAAAUGCCCUGACAUGUCAGCCGAAUUCAACCAAGCCAAGAGUGACGUCCGUAAGGCGGGUGGUCAAGUGACUGAAGAGCUCAAAUACGGCCUGAAAGGGCUGAUUGUUCGAUUACCAAAGGAUGCAGUGUCUGCUUUCGAGAAGAAGGACUAUGUUGAUUUCAUGGAAAAGGAUAGCCCAGUGCACAUUGUGUAA
Messenger RNA from Lichtheimia ornata, 207 nucleotides. RefSeq lists its product as uncharacterized. The record is from RefSeq and is a predicted model, not a curated record. Lineage: Eukaryota; Fungi; Mucoromycota; Mucoromycetes; Mucorales; Lichtheimiaceae. Bases 1 to 207 code for a protein of 68 amino acids. The transcript is spliced from 2 exons.